Ixodes scapularis (black-legged tick) is the source of this 1798-nucleotide messenger RNA. Its product is annotated as N-acetylglucosamine-6-phosphate deacetylase. Gene Ontology annotation, molecular function: N-acetylglucosamine-6-phosphate deacetylase activity. The record is from RefSeq and is a predicted model, not a curated record. NCBI's taxonomy places the organism in Eukaryota, Metazoa, Arthropoda, Arachnida, Ixodida, Ixodidae. The transcript is spliced from 11 exons. Gene Ontology annotation, biological process: N-acetylglucosamine catabolic process. The coding region runs from base 413 to 1660 and encodes 415 amino acids.
CUACAAUCCGAUUCUCAACAUUUUGCGUAAUUAGGUAUUCUCCUUUCUCACUGCCCCAAGCGGGGAAAAUGCGAGAAUGUUUGGAGGACGUAUGAAUGGGACGUGUGGCUGCUGGCGCUAAAACUCGUUUGCAUUCUUGGUUUUGAAUUGACGCGAUUGUCGUUUAAGCACACGACGGGCGGAAGUCGUCAUUGCUUGUGCCCGACCUGUUACUAUCAUUAUUUGCAUGCACUUGAGAACUAUCAAGCCUGAUAAACCGAAGCUCUGGAAGCGUCGUUGACGUCGUUCUUCGCACCAUAUGACUGCGACAGUUUACGGUUCUGCGAUAAGUGACUGCUCCCGACUCGCUGCGAACCAUGGCGAGAAAUUUGGUUUCAAAGAUCGGGGUGUAGUCAGUGAUUGAGAGCACACCAUGACCACCAACCACGGGAACUGGCCCAGCUCAUGUCUGGUUCAAUUCAAGAACUGCACCAUACUCCGGGACCACAAGCUCAUACAGGAAGACCUGUGGAUUCGGAACUGCCUAAUCGUCAAUCCCGAGCCCAUCUUCUACGAAGAGCGAGUAACCGCCGACAUCCAAGUUGACUGCAAGGGGGCAAUAAUUUCUCCUGGGUACAUUGACCUCCAAAUCAAUGGUGGAAUGGGAGUGGACUUCUCCCACAACGUCGACAUCAUAGGAGAAGCCGUCGCCAAAGUGGCCAAGGGCGUGCUCCCAUUUGGCGUCACGUCCAUCUGUCCGACUAUCGUCACUUCGACGCCCGACGUCUACCACAAAGCACUCUCCAAGGUUCAGAAAUGUGAUGGGAGUGCCAAUGGUGCCGGAAUCCUGGGGCUGCACCUCGAGGGUCCGUUCAUCAACAAGCACAAGAAAGGUGCCCACAAGGCCCAGCUGAUCCAGAGCCUUGAUGAUGGGCUAGAGGCAGUGGCGAGGAUGUACGGCCCUCUGGACAACGUGGCCAUCGUCACUGUUGCUCCUGAGUUGGACGUCGAGGACAUCGUCAUCCCGUCCCUGGUCAAGAGGGGCAUCACCGUUUCCAUUGGGCACUCAGAAGCAAAUCUAGUCCAAGGUGAAAAGGCGAUCCAGCGGGGUGCAUCCUUCAUCACGCACCUGUUCAAUGCAAUGCUGCCCUUUCACCACCGAGAUCCUGGUUUGGUUGGGCUGCUCACCUCCAAGAAGCUCCCCGAGGAGAAGCACAUUUUCUACGGGAUCAUAGCCGACGGCAUCCACACGCACCCCGCAGCAUUGCGCAUUGCGUACAAGACAAAUGCAAGAGGUCUGACGUUGGUGACGGACGCAAUGUCGGCGAUGGGACUCGAGGCCGGCGUGCACUUCAUCGGCGAGAACAAGGUGGAGAUAGUCGGAAAGCGGGCGGUCAUUGCCGGUACCAGCACGCUUUGCGGAAGCAUCGCAACAAUGGACUUCUGCGUCCGGUUCCUACAGAAAUCCACAGGCUGCAGUACCGUGGAGGCGCUGGAAUCGGCGUCCCUGCAUCCUGCGGAGGUCCUCGGCAUCGCGGAUCGGAAGGGAACGCUCAACUUCGGAGCGGAGGCGGACUUUGUGAUGCUCGGCAGCGACCUUCACGUGACCUCCACGUGGAUUGCGGGGAAGUGCGUCUGGGAGAGGUCGCCCAACGAAUUCACGUACGAACGAAAAAAGUGACAAGAGUGUGGACUUGUGGACACUGCACAACACGGUGUGGCCUUGUUUGUGUAAUAUACCUGGGUUUUGCCAUUUUUAUAGCCAUGAAGGCAUUGUUAUACAAUAUCCGCAAUUAAAGGGUCCCUAUUUACUUUGGUU